GACGCUCCCUACCUGUUUCGAAACUGCGGAAAUCCAAAUUUUUGGGCGGAUUUGUUUGACGACUAGUACUUCCUUCCCGUUUUUAUUUGGGCCCUACGCCCAUGUGACUUAAUGCAGCAUUAAGUAUGCUACUUCUCGAAUUGAACAACCGAACAGAACUUGAGGCUUGAACUUUUUGUUGUUGUUAUUUUUCCCCGGCCGCCAUGGGAGAUACGGACACUGCCGGAGCCUUAAGUCGCAGGAGACGGGCUGCUUUUGCGGCGGGGAGAGGAGCGAGUCUGCAGCGGAUGAAUAAGAAGUGUAUGUCGGCGAGUCAGCUCUCGGUGGCCGCUGAAAUAAACGAACUGCGAAUAAGCGAACUGGGCAAAGUUGACCGCUUGUUGGAGACAGCCCGGCCCACGGCAAAGUGUGACAAAAAGAAACGUAAGAAUGACAUAAAUGACAGAUUAAGCUGUCACAAGACACAGGACUCCCUGCUGACUUCAUCCAGUGGUUACAAUAACUACAGAGGGAUUCUAAACUGGUGUGUGAUAAUGCUGGUACUUAGUAAUGCCCGACUUUUCCUAGAAAACCUGUUAAGAUACGGAGUUCUGGUGGACCCUAUUCAAGUGAUUUCCUUAUUCUUGAAGGACCCCUACAGCUGGCCAGCGGCAUGCCUGGUGAUUGUGUCCAAUGUGUUUAUCAUGGUGGCUCUUUAUACAGAAAGGCAGCUGUCAAAGAGUUCAUUUAGUGAGCAUGUGGGCUUUCUUGUCCAUAGUGUUAAUCUGACUGUCAUGCUGACAUUCCCCGCCGCAGUGGUCCUCUUGGUGCCCUCCACGACCCCAGUUGGCGGUGCGUUCGUACUCAGUACUUACACCAUUCUCUUCCUAAAGCUUUACUCCUACAAGGACGUCAACAUGUGGUGUCGGGAGCUGAGCACCAAUAACGCCAAGAAACUAGCGAGGUCACUGUCUUGUCCAUCAUCAAAGUACUGCAAUGGAGAUGACCAUAAAGUAUGUUACCCUGGCAACCUUACAAUAAGAGACCUGUACUACUUUGCCUUUGCUCCCACUCUGUGCUAUGAGCUCAACUUUCCUCGUUCUCCCAAGAUCCGCAUGAGUUUCCUAAUGAGGAGACUUUUUGAGAUGCUAUUCCUCAUCCAGAUGUUAGUGGGUCUAACUCAACAAUGGAUGAUUCCCAUCAUUCAAAGCUCCAUGAAGCCACUGGAGGACAUGGAUCUAUCUCGGAUGACUGAGAGACUCUUAAGACUGGCUGUACCCAACCAUCUGCUUUGGUUGAUGUUUUUCUACUGGUUCUUCCACUCAUCUUUGAACUUCACAGCAGAGCUUCUGCGCUUCGGAGAUCGACAGUUCUACAAAGACUGGUGGAACUCUGAGUCGGUGACAUAUUUCUGGCAGAACUGGAACAUCCCCGUUCACAAGUGGUGUCUCCGGCACUUUUACAAGCCGCUGCUGAGGAGAGGUUUUAGUAAGAUAGUUGGCCAGUCAGCAGUCUUCUUCUUGUCGGCGUUCUUUCACGAGUAUCUGGUGAGUGUCCCUCUAAGGAUGUUCCGACUGUGGGCCUUCAUGGGCAUGAUGGCUCAGCUUCCAUUAGCUUGGUUUGUUGGUCAUAACCUGCGUGGUAACUACGGCAACGCCGCAGUGUGGAUUUCACUCAUAAUUGGUCAACCAUUUGCCGUCCUGAUGUACGUCCAUGACUACUACGUCCUGCAUUACCGACAAGAGACUGACUGAUGUGAACAUAUUUUGGAUUUUUCACCUGCCUUCUAGGAUUUUACAGUGCAGACGGAGACUUGCUGAACUAUUUGACAUGGCAGCCAUAAGACACUUUAGUCACCUUAACUUUAAGUGGCCCACUCAUUUUUUGCAGUUAUGAGGUGUAAAAGUGUUUUUAACGUCACAGUUCAUAAAUAUUCAGCUUGUGAAAUUUCCACACAUUUUUGUUCAAAUUCCCUCACAUAAUGUCACAUAAAUUGGGUCCAAGUAGUCUUUCUGUCUGCUGGGGAACUUUUUUCCACAUCUCUUCAAGAAAGAAAUAGAUGGUACAUGAGAAUAUCUUUUUUUCCUGUGUCCUGACGUUAAUUUAGUAGAAAAUGGUACAUAGAACAUAAAAACUGUUUUCAUUGCUGCAUAACUCAAAGUACGGUGUAUAUGCUGCACUAAAACACUAAAUUUUGUCACAGGGACAGUUUUUUUAUUUUAUGAAUUAACCCUUUUCCGUACAUCCUGACGAGAAUCAUAAUUUUUUUAAGAAAACGUAUUGCAGAAAGUUUCGGCCUAGUGUGUUGUUCCUCCUCUACUGUAAUGCAUCUUGGGUACUAAAAGUGAGUAAUGCUAAAUGUUAAUGCUGACUAUGUGUGAAGUUCCUUAGUAGACAUUAUCAUUGUGUACUUUUGUCAAAGGACUCAAAAUGUUAAUGUGAAAUUAAAUGAACACAGAAAAAUAAUUUAUAUGCUGGUGAGAUUGUAUUGCCAUACAGUUUGUAUUUCUUGUUUUAUUUUUACAAUUGUAAAUACAAAAAUCAUGUUGCUGUUAAGCGUUUGAGAAAUUAAAUGUGAAUUUUCUUUUAAGAAGAAGAAGAAUCACCUUUAUUGUCAUGAGCAUGCACACAAAAUUUGUUCUCUCCAUUUUACC
Messenger RNA from Phycodurus eques (leafy seadragon), 2633 nucleotides. RefSeq names its product diacylglycerol O-acyltransferase 1-like. The record is from RefSeq and is a predicted model, not a curated record. Gene Ontology annotation, biological process: triglyceride biosynthetic process. The transcript is spliced from 17 exons. The coding region runs from base 204 to 1733 and encodes 509 amino acids. NCBI's taxonomy places the organism in Eukaryota, Metazoa, Chordata, Actinopteri, Syngnathiformes, Syngnathidae. Gene Ontology annotation, molecular function: diacylglycerol O-acyltransferase activity. Gene Ontology annotation, cellular component: endoplasmic reticulum membrane.